Penicillium subrubescens is the source of this 1428-nucleotide messenger RNA. RefSeq names its product tRNA splicing endonuclease subunit SEN2 (gene sen2). Lineage: Eukaryota; Fungi; Ascomycota; Eurotiomycetes; Eurotiales; Aspergillaceae. Gene Ontology annotation, cellular component: tRNA-intron endonuclease complex. The record is from RefSeq and is a predicted model, not a curated record. Gene Ontology annotation, biological process: tRNA-type intron splice site recognition and cleavage; tRNA splicing, via endonucleolytic cleavage and ligation. The coding region runs from base 1 to 1428 and encodes 475 amino acids. Gene Ontology annotation, molecular function: tRNA-intron lyase activity; nucleic acid binding. The transcript has a single exon.
AUGGCCGAAGUUAUCAGCGUGUCCAAGGCAGACCUGACGGCUGUCCCUGUCCCUGUCACUGCGCCUGUACCAGUGCCAGCACCUGAGAAAUCAGAGACAGCAGAGAAACCUCGGCCUGUCCGGACUGCUCGACCUCCUAGACCCAAUUACAGGCACAUUCAUCGCUUUCCUCUUCCAGUCAAUGUCUAUCAUGUUCCUUCAGUAAUUCCUCAUAACCCUCUUUCCAUCAUUAGUGUUGCCCUCUCGUACCUCACCUUCCUUAUCUACCCUCCACGUCAAGAGAUCUAUACCGCAUACUUCGACUCUGCUACCUCGUCCGUUCAUGUCACCGAUGAGAAGACGAUUAGAGCCUUGUGGGAGAUGGGGUUCUUCGGUAAAGGUAGUCUGAGUCGAAGUGAGCCCAAUUGGCUGGAGCAGGAGAAAAAGAGGAAGGGGUUGAUGGGUGGUAAUACUGUCGAGGAGGCUACACGGAAGCGCCGUGCUGAACGUCGCCAAUUGAAGCUGGAGCGAGCCAGACAUGAGAAGUUGGCCGUCGAAGAGAGACUCAAGGCCGAGGCUGCUGCUCGUGAAUCUGGUUCCGUUGACGGUUUAUCCAUCGAUGGUGCUGCUGAGGCUGCAGCUGUCCCUGUGGAGAGGUUCUCUGUCAAGAGGGCCAUGGAAGCCCGGUACCUCGAGAGACGACAACAGGCAAUUCAGAACAAGAAUCAUUCUGAAUCGACAGGUUCAUUGCAAACAGCAAACGGCUCAGGCCCAGUCUCUCCUAUCGUCAAGAAGAAAGAGACCGUUUCCAACUCCACCGCCACACUCCAAGGCAUCGAAGACGACCUGGAUCUCGAUGCGCUCGAAAACGAAGAACAUCUACAAUUAUCCACCGAGGAGGCCUUCUUCCUGGUUUAUGGCCUCGGUGCCCUGCGAGUUGUCGACCACAACAAUAAUGCCACCAUCCCGACCUCAUCCCUUUUCUCCCUUCUCCGUCACCAUUCCUACUAUCCUCCCCGUUCCGACUCUUCUCAGCUGGACGCCGAUGACCCCUUCAUGAUUUCAUACUCGGUGUACCACCACUUCCGUUCUCUCGGCUGGGUUGUGCGUUCUGGAGUGAAAUUCGGAACAGACUAUCUCCUCUACAACCGCGGGCCGGUUUUCUCCCACGCCGAGUUUGCUGUUAUUAUCAUUCCCUCCUACAGUGAUCCAUAUUGGUCCGAGACCGAGGAACGCAGGGAGUACGCAGCCAGCAAGCAAGCCCGGAGCUGGUGGUGGCUGCAUUGCGUCAAUCGUGUCCAAGCUCAAGUGAAGAAGAGCUUGGUGAUCUGUUAUGUGGAAGUCCCUCCUCCCGUAGACUGCUCGGAGGAUAUCGCGGCUGAGUUCGGUCGCUACCGAGUCCGUGAAUUCAUGCUCCGACGAUGGGUACCAAAUCGCACUCGGGAUUGA